Messenger RNA from Heteronotia binoei (common prickly gecko), 1388 nucleotides. Its product is annotated as arylacetamide deacetylase-like 4. Bases 6 to 1241 code for a protein of 411 amino acids. The record is from RefSeq and is a predicted model, not a curated record. Gene Ontology annotation, molecular function: carboxylic ester hydrolase activity. The transcript has 4 exons. Lineage: Eukaryota; Metazoa; Chordata; Lepidosauria; Squamata; Gekkonidae. Gene Ontology annotation, cellular component: membrane.
AGGGGAUGGCUUUUGUUCUAUGGACACUAGCAUCGUAUAUCUGCAUUGUCUUGACAUCUUGGCUCUUGGCUUGGACAGUUUAUUAUGAUCUCACACGGACCCACAUCCCUCCAGGAAUAAAAGAGCAUGCGAAACUACGAGCAUUUAAUUUACUAUUGAAUUUUACCUUUGGGCUGGGGCUCUUUCUGGAGAAACUUGGCAUUUGCAGUCAGACUAAACUCAUGAGGAUUGCAUUUGAUGGAGUCCCACCAAAGAAGGAUUCAAGGUUGCUCAUCAAGGACCUGUUUUUUGAACAUGUGCCGGUAAGGGUUUACUGGCCCAACUCACCAUCACCCGCGGGGAACAGGAGAGGACUAAUUUAUAUCCAUGGAGGAGUUGGUCAAGUUGGAAGCAUUCGAGCCUAUGAGAGGGUGUGCCGCCACUUGGCCAGAAAAAGCCAUUCGGUGGUUGUGAACGUUGGAUAUCGCUUAUCCCCGGAAUAUCCGCCUCCAAUUCAGUCUCAGGACUGCUUGACGGCUGCGGUACACUUUUUGCAGAAUGCAAAGGAUUACGGAGUGGACCCUAACUGCAUCGUCGUUGGCGGAGACAGCAGCGGAGCGACAGGCGCCGCAGCACUUUGCCAGGAGCUGGUGGACAGAGCAGAUCUCCCAAGGGUCCGAGCCCAGGUCUUGAUUUAUCCAUUCCUCCAGGCGAUAGACUUUAACUUGCCAUCCUAUCAGCAAAACCAUUCUGUCCCCAUUUUGUUCAAGAAACGGGCUAUCACUCUAGGUUUCAAGUAUUUCAGAGUAAAGACCAAUGAUAUCGCACGAAUUAUGAAGAAUGCCCACGUCCCUGAAGAACUGAGGGUGAAAUACAAGAAAUGGGUCAGCGCUGAUCACAUUCCAGAUGAGUUUAAGGCCAGGAGCUACGUGCACACAGCACCAGCCCCAUUUUCAGAAGAACUUUAUGAAUUGACCAAACCAGCUCUGGAGACAUGGUUUUCCCCACUUUUAGCUGAAGAUGAGAUCAUACGCCAGCUCCCUGAGACCUUCCUUUUGACUUGCGAGUAUGAUGUUCUCAGGGACGAUGGACUGUUGUACAAGAAACGGCUGGAGGACAACGGCGUUCCUGUCACUUGGCAUCACCUUAAAGAUGGUUUCCAUGGAAUAGCCUUUUUAAUUGACUUUGGGCCAUCUGAGUUCCGAAGCACACGAAGUGGUAUGAAGAAUAUAAUACAUUUUCUACAUGGAUUAUCAAAAUAAUCCACUUCCCUCUGCAGAGAUACAGCCUUCCUUUGAUGGCAUAAACCUUUUAGAUGUCGCUAUUUAUUUUUUAAGCGUUCUCUGAAUUAUUUUGAAUAAAGCAAAACUGAACUUCUGAAUACUUGGAAGACAGGAUAAAAUCUAGCG